Molecule: messenger RNA, 4487 nt
Organism: Pseudoliparis swirei
Lineage: Eukaryota; Metazoa; Chordata; Actinopteri; Perciformes; Liparidae
Gene: pear1
Product: platelet endothelial aggregation receptor 1
Cellular component (GO): membrane
Molecular function (GO): protein binding
Source: RefSeq, a predicted model, not a curated record
CUUCCUGUUUCUCUGGCUCUACUUCAGGACCCUCCCCCCCGCUGGAUGCGACUGCUUCUCUUCUUCUCUUCUUCUCUUCUUCUCUUCUAAAUGUUUACACCGCGUGGAGCUUUUGAGAUCCUUAAAAAACAAACGCGUUUUCUUUCUUGUUGUUGUUGUUGCUCCAUCUCAUCGCGCCCAUGGAAGUUGGUUUCUAACAAUCAGAUCUUAUAACUCGGGAGUUCUUGGCCGUCAAGGACCAUGCCGACUCUGCAGAGCGCCGCCGCUCUGCUGCUUCUGAGCUCCCUGAUUGGUCUCAGCUCCCCGCUGAACCCCAGAGACCCGAACGUGUGCAGCGUGUGGGAGAGCUUCACCACCUCAGUGAAGGAGUCGUACUCGCAUCCUUACGACCACGUGACGGAGGAACCCUGCUCCGACCCUCGGACCUCCUACAGAUGCACGCGCCAUAGGAUCACCUACAAGACGGCCUACAGGCAGGCGGUGAAGACGGACCACCGCAAGAGAUACCAGUGCUGCCCGGGCUAUUACGAGAGCCGCGACAAAUGUGUCCCUCGCUGCACCAAGGAGUGUGUUCACGGCCGAUGUGUCGCUCCGGACCGCUGCCAGUGCGAGGGAGGCUGGCGAGGAGACGACUGCUCCAGCUCCUGCCAUGACACCCACUGGGGGCCGGGCUGCAGCCAGCGGUGCACGUGUGAGAACGGCGCUCUGUGCGACCCCGCCAAGGGGGCGUGCCAGUGUCCCCCGGGGUUCAUCGGGCGCCACUGUGAGGGGGCGUGUCCAGCUGGACACUUCGGGACGCGCUGCAUGCAGAUGUGCAAGUGUGGCACCGGAGGGUCAUGUGACAAGGAGACCGGAGAGUGUUUGUGUCGGGACGGAUUCACCGGGACCUUCUGUGAGAAGGCGUGUCCCAGGAAGUGCCAGGCCCGGUGCCCGUGCCAGAAUGGAGGCAUCUGUAAAGGCAAAGGGAUCUGCGACUGCCCGCCCGGGUGGACGGGCGCCGUGUGCACCGAGCGCUGCUCCGAGGGACGCUUCGGCCAGAACUGUGCCGACGAGUGCGUCUGCCACAACCGAGGGAGGUGUGACCCCGAGAGCGGCCAGUGCCACUGCGCGAAGGGCUUCACCGGCAACAGGUGUAACGAGGAGUGCGCGGCGGGCACGUUCGGCCAGGACUGGCAGGCGUGCGACUGCGCUAACGGCGCGCGAUGCUACAACAUCGACGGCGCCUGCCUGUGCGAGCCGGGCUUCAGCGGGCCGCACUGCCGGGACCGGAUGUGUGCGCCCGGGAAGUACGGCAUGCACUGCGAACGCAGGUGCCUCUGCCAGGACAAGCAGACCCUCAGCUGCCACCCAAUGAAAGGAGAGUGCACGUGCCAGCCCGGGUGGGCGGGGCUGUUCUGUAACGAGACCUGCGCUCACGGCUUCUACGGCCACGGCUGCCUGGAGCCGUGCCUGUGUGUGAACGGAGGCGUGUGCAACAGCGCCACGGGGCGAUGCCGCUGCGCCCCCGGCUACACGGGGCUUCACUGUGAGAGUCUCUGUAAAAGUGGCGCCUACGGAAAGAACUGCUCCCUGGGGUGCUCCUGCAAGAACGCCGUCGACUGCUCGCCGAUCGACGGCACGUGUUUCUGCAAAGAGGGCUGGCGUGGGCCGGACUGCUCCGCCCCCUGCUCCCAGGGCGCCUGGGGCCCGGGCUGCAACGCCACCUGCCGCUGCGCCAACGAGGCCAAAUGUGAUCCUGCAGAUGGAUCCUGCGCCUGCACCGCCGGCUGGCAGGGGGCGCUGUGCGACCAGCCGUGCCCGACGGGCUCGUUUGGGCCGGGCUGCCUGAAGAGGUGCGACUGCGUCCACGCCGACGGCUGCCAGGCGACUGCCGGGGAGUGCCGCUGUCUGCCGGGCUGGUGGGGCCCCCGCUGCAGCGCGCCGUGCUCAGACGGCCACUGGGGGCGCCACUGUAACCACAGCUGCUCCACGCAUUGCCCCAACAGCGACACGUGCCUGAAGGAAACCGGAGCGUGCGUGUGCCUCGCGGGCUUCUGGGGGGCCGCCUGCCAGAACAAAUGCAGUGCGGGUACGUACGGGGACCGGUGCGGCCUGUCGUGCCCGUCCUGCAGCCAGUCGUACCACUGCCACCACGUGACGGGGGAGUGCGACUGCCUCCCUGGACAGACCGGACCCAACUGUGAUCAAGUGUGUCCACUAGGCCACUUCGGCAAGCGAUGCACUCAGGUGUGCGUCCACUGUGCCAACAACGCCACCUGCGACCACCGGGACGGCCACUGCGAGUGUGCGGCCGGCUGGACGGCGACCGACUGCUCCAUCCCCUGUAGUCCGGGGCAUUUUGGUCCGUUCUGCACUCAGACCUGCUCCUGCCCACUGAACCUCCUCUGUGACCGGCACACUGGAGACUGUGUGUGUGGGGGGGAGGAAGACUACUGCACACAAGACUUGUCGGUGAAGUCGGGCAGCGUCAUGGUGCCGCUUCCUCCCGGCGAGCGCGAGUCGUGGGGCGCCAUCGGCGGCAUCGUGGUGCUCGUGAUGCUGGUGGUCCUCCUGCUGGCGCUGCUGCUGCUGUACCGCCGCCGGCAGAAGGACAAGCAGAGCAACACGCCGACCGUGUCCUUCUCCACCAGCCGCACGGUCAACUCCGAGUACGCCGUGCCAGAUGUUCCUCACAGCUACCACCACUACUACUCCAACCCCAGCUACCACACCCUGAGCCAGAACAGGCCGCCGCUGCCCCACCUGCCCAACAACCACGACCGCACCAUCAAGAACACCAACAACCAGCUGUUCUGCAGCGUGAAGAACAUGGAGAGGGAGAGGCGGGGCCUGUUCGGGGUCGAGAGCAACGCCACGCUACCUGCAGACUGGAAGCACCACGAGCCUCGCAAAGACUCAGGAGCUUUUGGAAUCGACCGGAGCUACAGCGCCAGUCUGGGAAAAUAUUACAACAAAGAGCUGAAGGGCGCGGCGAUGGCGGCGAUGGCGGCGGCGGCGGCGGCGAGCAGCAGCUCCCUGAACAGCGAGAAUCCGUACGCGACCAUCAAAGACGUGCCGGGUUUCCCCUUCGGCCUCCAGGAGUGCAGCUACAUGGAGAUGAAGUGCGCCGCGUCGCCCAGAGAGCGAGCCUACACCGAGAUCAGCCCGCCGCCAUUCAACAUGGCCGCCUUGCGCAGAGAGCGUCAGAGCUCCCUCGGCCACGCUCCGUACGAGGACCCCCAGAGCCACUACGACCUCCCCGUGAACAGCCACAUCCCGGGGCACUACGACCUGCCGCCCGUCCGCCGCCCCCCCUCCCCCAGGAGAGCCCCCCAGUGACGUCACAGCCCCCAACCUCCUCCUCCUCCGUCGUCCAUACUUUGGGGAUGACGUCAGGCCCGUGCAGUCCUUUCAGGCUCUUGUCUGACCGUCCACUGAGGAGCUACGCAACACUGCCCCCGUGUGGGCGAAAGUGGUACUUGCUUCACCGCGACAGACUUGCCAUCCAGACUGGGGAGCCAGCGGGGGGGGCCCGCUGCAUUCAAGUCCCGUGGGAAAAAUAAGACGCCAGAAGACUACACGCUUAAAAGCAGCACCUCAGGAGCUGAACAUGCUGCAAAUGAAGUUUGCCAAACAUUUUGCCUACAACUGAUCAGCUGGUGUGUGUGUGUUCAAAGGGCUCAUUUUGUCAAUUUCUUUUUAUGUAGGGUAUUUUACAUUUAAAAAUUGUUUAAUUUUUUUUUAUCAGGCAGCUUCAGAAUAAUUUUUUAAGUUUGAAAACAAACUUUUUCAACUUAAAAAAAAAAAGGAACUAGAUACAAAAGUUUUGUUUGUUUUCUACAGCAAAAAUCCUGCCAGUCUUUAUUUACUCUGAGACAUUAUGAACAAAAGAAGUUAUAUUUUUCUGAUAUUCAGUCUUGAGUGAUGUUUAGUUCUUGGAGAAACCACAGUGACCAACGAUGAACAUCUUUAAUAGUCCAUGUGGCCCACUGCCAUAUGAACACUUUGUAAAUAUAGAAAUGAAUAUAUUAUCUUUAGUUAUGUUUAACAGCCUUAUUUCACAGAUGUUUAAGGGGUUUGUGACCAACAACACCAAUAGAUAUUCACUAAGUUGUGAAUAUUAAACCAUCAAAUGUACCAAAGCAGCGUUAUGAUUGUCAGUGUAUAAAUACGUCCGUUUGGCAUUUAAAGGGCCGGUUCACCCCAAAUAAAAAAUUAAAGGGACAUUUAACUUCCUCGACUUAAAUCAUUUUACAUUGUUUUGGGUUCACCAAAGUCAUGUUUGACAUUUUCUAAAUGUAUUUUGUUUUUACAUUUUUUAAAUUGUUCAGUCAAGUAGAUAAUCGAAACCCCCGUGUACCGGUAACUAUGUACAUUGUGCUUUUAAUGCUACAGCUUUGGCUAGUUGGCUUUCAUGUAUGAACAUGUAUUUGUGAAUGUAAUCAUGGGGAACGUGUGUGUGUGUGUAUGUGUGUGUGUAUAAUGUAAAUAAAAAUGGCUGCACUUUU